Molecule: messenger RNA, 1155 nt
Organism: Euleptes europaea (tarantolino)
Lineage: Eukaryota; Metazoa; Chordata; Lepidosauria; Squamata; Sphaerodactylidae
Product: interferon-inducible GTPase 5-like
Exons: 1
Coding region: 1-1155 (384 amino acids)
Cellular component (GO): membrane
Molecular function (GO): GTP binding; GTPase activity
Source: RefSeq, a predicted model, not a curated record
AUGGCUAUGGAAGAAUUUCAGGUUGCUAUUCAUCAGGGGAACCUGUCGGAUGCCAUCUCAGUGGUACAGGCAAAACCGCUGCAGUAUUUUAGCGACACGCCGCUCAAUGUUGCCGUGGUGGGUGAACCAGGCUCGGGGAAGUCCUCCUUUGUCAACAGCAUGCUGGGCAAACGUGCUGGCGAGCCGGGCGCCGCUGAGACUGGCAUCCAAGCCACAACAGCGAUGGCCAAGGAUUACCGACAUCCGACAGUCCCGCAGCUCAUCCUCUGGGACCUCCCUGGGAAAGAAGACGCGGCUUUUGGCUCCCGCGUCGAGCAGGUGGAUCUGAACCGCUUUGACUUCUUUAUCAUCGUCGGCUACCAGCGCUUCCGGACCGUCCACGCCGACCUGGUCCACGAAAUCCAGGCGAUGGGCAAGAGGUUCUAUUUUGUGCGGGCCAAAACCGACCUCGACCUGGAGGCGUCCCGGAGACGCCAGCCGACCGGCUGCGACGAAGAGAAGGUCCUCCAGCGCAUCAAGGAGGACUGCGUGACGUGCUUGCUGAAUGAAGGCGUGAUCGACCCCCAAGUCUUCCUGGUCUCCAACUGGGACCCCCAGAGCUUUGAUUUCCCCCUCCUGUGGGAGAAGCUGCAGAGCGAUUUCUUGUGGCUGAAGAGGCAAGCUUUCAUUGUCAGACUGCCUUCCCUCUCUGCGCCUGUCUUAGAGAGAAAGGUGGCUGCGUUGAAGAGGAAGAUUUUGCUCAAAGUCCUCUUCUCAGGGCUUUUGGCUUUGCUCCCAGUGCCAGGCUUCUCGUUUGUGGCCGCCAUGUUCUUCUUUGUGAGGUUCCGCUCUCAAUGCUACCGAGAAUUUGGCCUGGACGACCAGUCGCUCACAGCUCUGGCGAGGGACAUUGGGAAGCCGGUAGCAGCCCUUCAUGCUGUGAUGAAGUCCAGACCCCUAAUGCCGUUGAUCCUCUGGAGGCUUCCUGACCUCGUGGGAGCUGUUCUAAUGCUGGUGGAAUAUUGUUCGUGGAAUCGCUACCCCUACGCUGGCUCCUUGCUGUCAGGAGGCGUUUCAUUGUUUACCACCUACUACAUGCUACAGAGAUGUGUAGUUGCUGUUGCCAAUGAUACCCAAAACGUCCUCUCCAAAGCUCUGGAGAAGACGACGGUCUAG